Lates calcarifer (barramundi perch) is the source of this 3313-nucleotide messenger RNA. RefSeq names its product MINDY lysine 48 deubiquitinase 4 (gene mindy4). The coding region runs from base 232 to 2364 and encodes 710 amino acids. Gene Ontology annotation, molecular function: cysteine-type deubiquitinase activity; K48-linked deubiquitinase activity. The transcript has 18 exons. The record is from RefSeq and is a predicted model, not a curated record. Gene Ontology annotation, biological process: protein K48-linked deubiquitination. Lineage: Eukaryota; Metazoa; Chordata; Actinopteri; Centropomidae.
ACUUCCGUCGCCAUGGAAACGCACAUUGGCGAACAACAAAUCUGAAGACUGGCGCAGUUUCACUGAUCUCUAGCACACAUGGAUCGUCUCCGAAACGGCCACGUCCCCGUCAACCUUGUACAGAUCUGUGCGUCCUACUCUCGUGUUAUGUUUCACUGGUCGGAAGGGCCAUAGUCAGAACAGUCUCUCAUAGAUAACCUGUGUUCGAAUCAGUCAGUCUAUGUUUCCAUCAUGGUUGUUUCAGUUGAAGAGGUUUCUUCGUCGCUUGUACGGGAAUAUCUGAGUCGAAAGGGGCUCAAGAGGACAAUUGCCUGCAUGGAUGAGGAGCAUCCACGCACAGAGGCCAGUAUCAACAACAGGUCCCACCUGAGGCAGAUUCUCAACAUCGAGAGUCUCUAUAGAAAGAAUAAGGCUCAGAACUCCCCCCUGAAAACAUUACUGGAGAUUAUUGUAAAGCAUCACAUUGCGGGCCCUAAGAGUGACAAGAUCAGUAGCAGUGACAGUGAUCCUCUGCCCUCUGCUCCAGCUGUCAGCUCGACUACUUCUCCUGCAGUAACACAAACAGUGAUGACUGACACUAAGACAGAGGAUAGAAGAGCAGCCUUUGUUGUUAGCAAACACAUCAAAUCAAGGUCUGAUAUAGAAGAAACCUGCCCUUCUCAACCUACCUAUACCUCAUUAUUGCCUGAAACAGACAGUCUGUCCAGCCAUAAUCAAACAGGUUUCUGGACCUGUGACUCAGAGGACCACAAAAGCCAUCCACUGCUGGCUCCUGUCCAGGCCAAUGAGAGCUUCAUGAGAAGAGAACCAGAAAAAAAGACUCCCAUCACUGAGAGUACCCACAGGAGCAGAACUAAUCGAAUUAGACGUGGCAUGAUGGCUGGACCAAUAGCUAGUACACCUCAGGAGUCGAACAAAAAAAGACAGAGUCGGAGGGCAGAAUUUCCCCAGCCAGUACUCAGAAAGCAGGAAGAAUACAGGCAUUCUAGGGAUGGACUUGUAGUGACUGGCUCACAUCUAAAAAACUUAGAAAGUGGCAUAACUGAAAUCAGCCCAGCUGACUGCGGGAGACGGGAGUUGCAAAGUACAACAGAGAGAGUGCAGAGUGAAAACAGCUUUGAAAAAGCAGGACAAGACAUACUGAAGACAAGAAAAGUAAAGACCAGGCCAAAUGUGGCUGCCUUGGAUGUCUCUGAGAUGGUUUUAGAUGACAUUGAUGAUGAUGAUGACGAUCUGCGAGAUCUGUCCAACGUUUCCUUUCAGAGAACCAUCGCAGAGCACAGCUAUGCGGGUCACCCGAUGGACGAGCGCACUGCCACGGAAUUGAAAGCGGUUCUUCUCGGCUCCAGCCUAAAUUGUUUCAGUGUUGAGUGGAGGAAUCAAGGCUUCGCAUUCUCAGAAACGCAUGAUCUGAGAUAUGGAAUUGUGCAGAAAAAGGGGGGUCCAUGUGGAGUUCUGGCAUCCAUCCAAGCAUUUGUUCUAAAGAAACUGCUGUUUGAGAAGAUCGAAAGCAGUAGUGCAGGCCUCCAGAGGUUAAGACCUUCCAGCAACACCAGAAGAAAUUGUCUUGUUUUAGCUGCGGCUGAAAUCCUGUGGAGGGCCGGUGAAGAAAAACAAGCCACAGUUGCAAUAAGUUCAGGAAGAAAUCAUUUCACCCCAACAGGACACUACAAAGCUGAAGGAGUGCUUGAAAAGAUAACAUGUUUCACUGUGGAUAGCAUCAAGGAUCUGCAGUUGCUUCUUGAGCAGCAUAUUGAGCAGUUUGAGACCGGGGCGUUGGGGUGCAUACUGCUGACCAUAUCUGCCGUUCUCUCUCGAUCUAUUGAAAAAGUAAGAGAGGAUAUGGACAUGCCCACCAACACGCUCAUUGGAGCCCAUGGUUACUGCACUCAGGAGCUGGUCAACUUGUUGCUCUGUGGCAGAGCAGCUUCUAAUGUCUUCGACAACGACAUGGAGUUAGACUCAGGCAAUGGCAAUGUGACUCUACUCAAGGGAAUCAAAAGCCAAUGUGAAGUCGGCCUUCUGUCCUUGUUCGAACAUUAUGACAUCUGUCAGGUAGGAGCCAACUUGAAGACUCCCAAUUACCCCAUCUGGGUGGUGUGUAGUGAGAGUCACUUCAGUGUGCUGUUUGGCCUGCAGAGGGAGCUGUUGACCAAUCCGGACAAAGGUCUAGAGUUUGACCUCUACUAUUAUGAUGGCCUGGCCAAUCAGCAGGAGGAGAUCCGCCUCACAGUCUCUGUUGGUAAAAAGGCUAUGAGCUGCCAAGAUGUUGACGCCGAUCUCAUUCCACCACUGGAGCACUGUAUCCGAACAAGGUGGAAAGACGCAUUUAUCAAUUGGAAUGACACAGAGCCUAUUCUCUGACUGAUCACAUGGUUUGAUGUUAUAGUAUUUUAAUCAUGGUCAGGGCCAUUGACAUUUUUUCACCAUCAAUAUAGAUAUUUUUACAUACGGUUUACGAUAUUUUCUUCAUACUAUAUUAUGAUCUCUUCAUAUAUGUCUGUAUAUUUAAGCGUAACCAUUGUUUUCUCUUUCAAGUGAAGCACAGUGAGACAAAUUUGACUUUGUUAUGCUUUUUUGUUUGCUGGCCUAGAUGUUACAUAUCACACGAUGUGUGUGCAGCUGGAGGGGACAGGACAGGACGGAAUAUGACAUAUGUUAGCCAUAAAGUCUCAUGCUGUUGCCUACAACACUUUAGAGACUACAAUAACUUUGUUUUUUGAAAAGUUUAGCAAUAAUGUGUGAACGUGAAUAGGUUUGGAUGGAAAUUCUUAUAUGUUGCCUGUGAAAUGUAAAUUGGUGCAAGAUACAGUAUCGACCAUGGUGGCCUUUUAAUCUCUACCUGUACUUUUAGCAUACAGAUAUCACAGAUUGGUGUCCAUAUUUUUCAUUGAAAUUAUGUGAUUUCUCUGUCUAUUGCCUAUUAUAAAUGAAUAUGUGAUAUUUUAAUUAUAAAAAACCAUUGGAAAAAUAUAAGUAAUAAUACUGUAUUUUCACAUCAUGUCUUAACAAAUUUCACGUGCUAAUUAUAAUCUUGAUUUACAGUUUGGUUUUGAAAUGGCCAAACAUCAAAUUACCUUUGAUUACAUGUGCACACUUGAAAUUAGGUAAUCUGUUAGGUUGUGUUGUGUUUGUUUUCAUUGUUCCAAUUAAAAUUCAGAGGUGUUUUAUGAAGAUAACAUUACAUAAAUACUGAUUUGUGUGUGUGUGCGCGCGUGUGCGCAGACCUGAUAGACCCUAACUGCCUUGAUUAAUUUUCACUUUUGACAAACCUCUCAUCUGGAACAGAGAAUAAAAGAACUCAAUACCUCAA